GUCCUCGUUGUUGGCUCAAGAGGUGGUAAUCUGCAAUGAUGGCUUCCAGGAGUACGCUUCACUUCAAGCCCCCAUUGACCAUCGUCAUCCCAUACGGGCUGAAGAGUUGGCUAGAAUGUCUUUGCAGAGCCAUACUCAUUGAGGGACCAAGGCAGAUACCGGAAUUUAUUGCUGCCUAUUGCGAUGAGCUGCUGGAAUUUAGAGAACGUAAUCCUUUGAUGGAUACCAAGGAUGUUAUACACCUGUACCAAGAGAUGCGGGAGGCAAAUUAUGUCAAAGACUGGAAAGCUGCCAUAUACUUAACACACAGUCAGCUAGGCCUACAGUAUCCGCCCGGAGAGCUUGCACCUGUGCACUGUGACCAGAUGUCACUCCUCCUGGCUGAGGAGACCCUGUCAGUCAGCCAGACGAUCAGCCCUUGGGAGUCCAAUGUCCCCUCCUGCGAGCCCAUGGGUGGGCCAGAUGAGCAGGCUCAGUCUCUGAGCAGUCCCCCUGGAGGAACCCACCAUGGAGAUGACGUUGGAGAUCAAUCCAGCCCAACCCACCCUGGAGAUCAACCCAGCUCAGCUGUGGAAUUGGAGGAGGCCCAGGCCGGGCCGGGUUCUGCUGUGCAGUCAGCUAUGUUCCAGAGAUUUCCGUCAGGGGACAGUCUACUGGAGGCCAACCAGUCUCCGGUCCUGAUCAGCACCUGCAGCGCCCCAACCAACAACGCCAUCAUCAUCCACUCUGAGAACCUUCCGGAGACCAUUGUCUUCCACAGCGACAGCCGUCUAUCCUCAGGUGUGUCUUCCAGGAGUAGUUUGACCUGGAGUCUUUUGGUUGGUGAGGGGAAUAAGGUUUGGGUGAAUGACCCAACAGAGGUGAUGUCUGAUGAUGUGGUGGUGUUCCACAAAGUGCCCUCAAUGGACAACCUGCCUCGCAUGCCGUCUUCCAGAGAAGUCUUCUGUAAUGUGGAGGAGACUAACAGGGAACCAUCAAUGGAGGAGCUACUGGUGUCUCCAACUGCUUCUGUUGGCAGAGUUUCAGCAGUAGUGUCUGCUGCAAGACAUUCUGAAAGUGGUUUAUCAGGAAGAGCUUUCUCUGAAACAGAACUAGUUGAUGCAGCACACAGAGUGUCCUCAGUCAGGAUACCCAGUAGAGAGGAGAGAGUGAUGAGAACAGCAGAUACACCAGAAAGACACACGCUCUCAGUAUCUCCACAGGCAUCUUAUGUGUCAGAGUGCCCAGUGAUGUUUGAAAAAGAGGACUGGUGUGUAAUCACCAUUCCCUCUUCUCCAGUGAAGAAAGCAGUCAAAUUCACCCCCUCCGAAGAGAUCUCACCUAUUACUUCACCCAGCAUAGAUAUAGCCUGGGAGGAGCUUCUGCAGACAUCAGAAUCCAUCAUUGAUAAAGUAGCCUUCAAUACUUUGGAGAUUGUAAACAAACAAUUACAAUGCUCAAGGAGGGAGAUAUCUGAAAUGGUCCCAUCUGACCCUGUGGUUGUGUCUCAGUCUCUAAACGCUUUCUCUUAUGACGAUCUCUCUUACUCACCUUCAGCUGUGGAGGAAUUCUCUACUGCCUCAGCAAGAUGCUCAGAAGGUGAUGUCACUGAAGAGUUCUCUACUGCCUCAGCAAGAUGCUCAGAAGGUGAUGGCACUGAAAGAGCUCGCUCUGAAACAGCAGUAGAGAGUGAAGCAAUCUCUGUGAGGGAGAUUUCACCAGCAGUGACUGCAAGGUGUUCUGCCAGUGACGUAUCAGAAAUAGUUCCCUCUGAAACAGCAGUUUUGGGAGCAGCAGUGCCAUCAAUGGAGGAGCUAUCAGAGUCACCAACUGUAUUUGCCUUUGUGGGUGGGAUUUCCCCAGCAGUGUCGGCCAAUGAUGUAUCAGAAAGAGCUCCCUCUGAAACAUCAGUAGUGGGAGCAGAGGCUCCAGAGAGACAAACAUCUCUCAGUGUAUCUCCACAGACUUCAUUUGUGUCAGCUCAUUCUGAGGAAUCACUGAAGGCUACAGACUUGUCAUCUCCAUCCAACCUGGCCAGGAUUCCCUCUGCAUAUCUCAGUGAUGGUGUGUCACCAGCAGUGUCUGCAAGAUGUUCUGCUAGUGACUUACUAGAAAGAGCUUCCUCUGAAACAACAGCGCCGAGAGUGAUCCCCUCUGCACCAUCAAUGGAUGAGCUAUUGGUAUUACCAACUGCUUCCGUUGUUGGGAUUUCAACAGCAGUGUCUGCAAGAUCUUCAAGAGUUAGUUUUGCAGAAAGAGCUCCCUCAGAAACAGCAGUGGAGGGGGUAAGAUAUUCUGAAAGUGGUUUAUCAGGAAGAGCCUUCUCUAAAACAGAACUAGUUGAUGCAACACACAGAGUGUCCUCAGUCAGGCUACCCUUUAGAGAGGUGAGUGUGAUGAGAACAGCAGAGACACCAGAGAGACACUCAUCUCCCAGAGUAUCUCCACAGACAUGUUCAGUGUCAGGUACAGUAGUCAUCCAAUCUCUGUGA
Coregonus clupeaformis (lake whitefish) is the source of this 2471-nucleotide messenger RNA. RefSeq lists its product as uncharacterized. The transcript has 6 exons. Gene Ontology annotation, molecular function: calcium ion binding. Gene Ontology annotation, biological process: sperm capacitation. The record is from RefSeq and is a predicted model, not a curated record. Gene Ontology annotation, cellular component: sperm fibrous sheath; cytoplasm. Bases 36 to 2471 code for a protein of 811 amino acids. Lineage: Eukaryota; Metazoa; Chordata; Actinopteri; Salmoniformes; Salmonidae.